AUGUGUUAUUACUUGAAAUUGAAAUAUUUUACACUUCAUGGUCCUUUGCCUGGUAUGCCACCACAAUUUCUUCUAGGAAAUUUAGCUCAGUCAGGUCUUUUGUUUGAUAAAGCAUCUCUUCCUGAAGCACACAUCGCAUUUAAACAGCGAUAUGGCGAUAUAUAUCAAUUUUGGAUUAGUUCAACACGUCUGAUUGUCGUAAAUAAUUUAAAUGACAUCCAACACAUAUUUACUCAUCGAAAUAUUUACGAUCAAGGCGAUAUAUAUGUUCAAAAGUUCAGUAUUGUUAUCCCACAUGGGCUCAUUUCGAGUAAAGGUGCUAAGUAUAAACGACAUGCAGGACUUACUUUGCCAUUAUUUCGUCGUGGAAAGAUAGUAUCAAAUUUCGACUUGAUUGUCGAUUGUGUGGACAAACUUUUAAUUAGAUGGCGUACAAAAUCCCCUCAACAUGUGCAUCUAGAUAUUGUUCAACAAUCCCAAAAUCUUCUGCUUGCCAUCUUUGGAUUAAUUGGCUUCGAUUAUGAUAUGGAAACUCUCGAUAAUGAUAACGACACAAAUAAAAACGAACUUACUAAAGCUCUACAAUAUUUUUUAAGUAAUUUCAAUAUCAUGCUCUUCUCACCAAAAAUUUUAUCUACUAUCUACUUUAAACUGAGUUCGCAAUAUCGACAAUCACAGAAAACCAUUGAGCAGUAUUUUGAUCGAAUGAUUAAACAAGAAUUAGACAAUGGAAAAGAAUUGAUAGCACAACGAAAGAGAACAUCUCUGAUAGCGUCGCUCGUUGGUUCGCUUCAACAAGAUGAAGAAAUGGAGACAAAUAAAAGUGAAGAGGAUAGAAAAGGUCUUUCUCGAAAUGAAUUGCUAGAUGAGAUGCGUCUCUUUCUCUUGGCUGGUUUUGAAACUACUUCAACUGCUUUAGCUUGGUUCAUUCAUCUCAUGAGUAAACAUCCACAAGUCCAACAGAAUAUCAAGACAGAAUUAUCAAAUAACAAUAGCCAAGGACUCUUGUCACUCGAUCGGCUCGAUUCACUCGUCUAUUUGGAUUGUGUUAUUAAAGAAGUAUUUCGUUUUUGUCCACCCAUCAAUGGAACAGUUCGCACAUUGACUGUAGAUGAUCGUUUACCAGAAACUGGUGCUCAACUAUUUCGAGGUGAUCAAAUUCUUAUUCCAUUUCAUAGUCUUGCACGAGAUACACGUUAUUGGUCAAUCGAUCCUGAACUUUUCUAUCCAGAGAGAUUUCUUGGUGCAGAUAAGGAUCAUCAUCCUUAUGCAUUGAUUCCAUUUGGUGGGGGUCAUCGUCAAUGUAUCGGGCAAGAUUUAGCUCGAUUCGAAUUAAAGGUAAUCGCUGCUAGAUUAAUGCAAUAUGUUACAUUCGGUGAUGGCGGUAAUCAAGUUAAUUCAGGUGGACAUCUAUCAAAGCUCACUAUUAUACCCAAACAUGUCGGUGUCACUAUUGACUUUGACAAAUAA
Adineta steineri is the source of this 1470-nucleotide messenger RNA. The record is from the annotation of a GenBank genome assembly. Lineage: Eukaryota; Metazoa; Rotifera; Eurotatoria; Adinetida; Adinetidae.